Molecule: messenger RNA, 8822 nt
Organism: Contarinia nasturtii (swede midge)
Lineage: Eukaryota; Metazoa; Arthropoda; Insecta; Diptera; Cecidomyiidae
Gene: by
Exons: 22
Coding region: 690-7697 (2335 amino acids)
Molecular function (GO): protein binding
Source: RefSeq, a predicted model, not a curated record
CACUGAACGGAUAGCACGACGCACCGUAUCAGAAAGAAAACGCUUCAACACGAUUUAUAUUUAUUUAUUAUUAUUUUUUCACAUUCAGUAUUUUCCAUAGAGUACAUUUCUCUAUGAUUCGAUAGCUUACAAUUUUACAAUAACGAAACAUUUUUUUCGUUCUCUUGUUCGCUCGUUUUGUGCCUCAUAUAGUUCGAACAUUUAGUUCGAUUAAUAACCGAAGACACACAUUUUUCUCUAUCUCUCUCCAUGCAAUGAAUUUACGAUAAAUAAAAAAUAUUGAAACAAAAGCACCGAAAAAAUUGAAGACUGUUUACGCAAGUGUGUGAUGAUGAUACAUGGCAUUAUUCAUCGUAUUGAGAACAAUCGUCAUCAUUAAUUAACAAAACAAUAUGAAAGUUACACGCGCGAAUUGUAAUUUGUAAUUUUGACAUUGUAGAUCGUUAAAAUGUUAUCGCGCAGUGGUUAUGUGUGUGAAUCACCUUCCCGUGUUUACCGGCAUAUGGUUUUCGAAUGAAAUUUCUGAAUAAAAAAAAAAUAAUUAUAUAUUCAUAUUUGGAUAGUAUGGUUGAUGAAAUAAGUGAAUCGUGGCUAAUUAAAGCGACAAACACUCAAAUAGAAAUGUGUCAAUCGAUUGGAUUAAUUUGAUUCAACAACAGCAAAUAAAACGCAAGCCGAAAAUAACAAUAAUGCCCUGGAAUUGCUUGUGUUCGAGCAAAAGCAAAAAUAGGCGACCACAAAUCAGUGCACCGAUUUUAUGUACUGAGGAUAUUCAGAAAUUACAGUUGAUUCCGUUGCAAAAACCACUCAUAACUUCAAAACAUUUGCAUGAAAAACUCGUUCAGCCAGAAAAUGAUGCGGUUGGUGUAUCACAGCCGUUGCACAACAAUGUCGACAUUGAACAACAUGUAUCCACAGCGACCGAUGUUGAAAAGCCACUACAAUCGUCUCAAUCAGCGAUCGAUUUAGCGAGAGCUCAAUUGGGUUCCGUGGGCGACAACGAACCACUGGUACAAGAUGAGACGACGGCGACGGCGAUGACGACGACAACAACGACGGCAACAGCCUCAUCAACGGCUGCAAAAUCGCAGAAAUCGAUUAAAAAGGACAUCAAACGAACCAAACGACUCGAGAAAAAACGAUUGAAACAACAACAAAAACAACUCAAGAAACUUAACAAGAAAGCAAAGAAAGAAAAAAAUAACAAUAAUAAAAAUAAUCGCAAACCAAAUGAUGAGACCAACAACGAUAGCAGCAGUAGUAAUAGCAAAAAGACGAACGAAGCCCUUCAAUCGAAUUUGAAAAAUCGUUCGCAUACACUUCGUGAGCCAAUAGUGCCUAGAGCAAAAUCGAAAUCACCCGUAAAUGUAACAUUUGCAUUUGAUACAAUUGAACAUAGUAGCGAUGCAAAUAACCACGAUCAAAUCGUCGUUCUUCAUCAUUUGGCGCACAAGGAUAUCGUUCACAGUGCCAACCACAUUGGCAAUGGUGACGACGUUGUCGUCGGUGGCAAUGCCACUGAUGGCAAAUCAAAUGGCGAAUACGAUUCGUUGCCAUUGAUUAAGGUUGAGAAAUCAGCAGACAUCGAUAUGGACAGUGAUUUUGCCGAGAAAAUCGAUGGCAAUGGUAAUGUGGUCAUUGCAAAUGUUAUACUACCCAUAUCGUGUAGUUCAUCUGACAGUAUUCCAUUUAUAGACGACAGUCCGAAUCCAAGACGUGCCGGCUGUUCGAUUCCAAUUGAACCGCACAAAAAUCUUUAUGAUAGCCGAUUUAUAACAUUGCAACCGCGAAAUAUUGGCGCACAAAGUAUGAUUUAUGCACGAAAAUUGGAAAAACCAUUGCCAAUUGCCUUUAAAAUACCAACGAAACGGGACCAAUUCGAUAAAUCAGCACAAAUUUUAUAUCAAUCGCUCAAAGAAUCCAUCGACCAUCAUUUUGAUCGUGUUGCUCAUUUACACAAUAAGUUAUGUCAAGUUUGUCACGAAUUCUUACUUGUUCCGGAUGCUGUUAAGUGCCUCACUUGUGGAAUCGUUUGCCAUCACAGCUGCACAAUGCCACAGAAAAACUACGAUGCCAAAUCACAGAUAUCUAAAUCGCAAACGUUCCCGCUUAAGUUAUCGCAAUAUCAAGAUAAAACGGCUGCCGAUCAUUUGGGCUUGAAUUAUGUUACCGAACGGAUUUUGGCGUCGGUGCUGCCGAAUCGAGCGCAGACCCAACAACCGAAACGUGAUAAUGAAUCGACCGAGAUCGGCGAUACACCAACGCACGAUGAAUCACCGCAGGACAUCUACGAACAAGAGUUGAUCUCGAUGCUGGAACAGAAACACGGAAAGAAUUAUAAAUUAUUUGAUUUGGAGUCAUGCAUUUCGACGAUAACAUUGGAGAAAUUGUGCGAAUUGUGCAAACACAUGGACUCUUGGCUGGGAAGUGGCCGAGAAAAAGUUGUCAUCCUUCAAGAUCGGGGCGAUCGUCAACGAUUGGGAUCGGCAAUCGCUGCAUACUUGGAGUACUUGAACAUUUGUGCAUCAACCUACGCACAUCGAAAUGGUUUAUCGAAUGAAGAUGCACGGGCCCAGAGUGCAAUCGCCCGUAAUUGGCUUGACUUGGACAUUUUCUCCAUGAAAAAGUUCCUUGAAGAUGUAAUCGGACCAUUGCGAGUGCCAUCACAUCGACGAUAUUUAAAAUACUUCUCCGGUUUGCUGUCAGGCAAAAUAAAAAUCAAUUCACUUCCGCUCUACUUGCGUUUCAUCACAAUUGAAUCACCACCAUCGUGGCUGCAACACGAACCAAUCGCAUUGCAACAAGCCGAAUGGCGAAGUUUUAUCAAAAUUUACGAAGGACUCAAUUGCGUCUUCACUUCGGAUAUUCAUGUGAUACCAAUUACAACCCGACAAUUUAUAUAUGAGAUUGGCCAGUUACGAUUACGUGGCGACGUGAUUAUUCGGUGCUAUCAAAUCACAACAACAACGAACGAACGAACAUUGAACUUACAUUCGGCCAAAACCAUAAACCGCGAAUUGAUUUUCUCCACACAAUUUCAUACAUGUGCCAUCACAGAGCGUGAUAUAACGUUCUAUCGCAACGAAUUGGACUAUGCAUGUGACGAUCCUCGAAUUCCGGUCGAUCACAAAGUCACUUUACAUUUUGGUGAUAAUAAUCAGUUGAAUGAAAAUCGUGGUCUUCAUUUUCAAAGUCCAUUGGUGAAACUUGAACCAUUGAAUGCUGUCGCCAAAUAUAAUAGCUUGGAACGUUUCGAUGAUGAUUCAUUGCAUACUCAAGGUCCAUUGGAUGGUUCAUUGUAUGCGACAAUUCUAAAGAGUCCAAAAUCCCCAUUGAAAUCGCCAACAUUUCCGCCAGCAUUUAUUUCAAACAUAGUCAACAACAAUCAUCAACGAUCGUCUACAAAUUUAAGUGUUAUUUCGUCAACACCAAAAACAUCGUCGACGCAAAAUUUAAUAUCGCCACCGCCCGAAUUUAGCAAUAAAAAAAUUGUCGAAAUUAAAGAGUGCUACACAACACUCAGUCCGAUUGGUGCAUCACCGAAAAUUGAUAGUAACCUAAGCGCACAAAAUAAAUCGCUUAGUCGAUCAUAUACAUCGACGCCGAGCUACGAAGAAAUCCAAGUUCCAUCGCGUAGUUCAUCGCGAGAGGCAACGCUUCGUUAUCAAACAGCACCACGGUCAAGUAGCUCAUUAUCGACGGUUUAUCAACAACAACCCGAUCUACCGCAACGCUCAUCAUCGGCUUCACGCGCCGGAAAUUACACAUCAAACCAAUCAAAUCAAUAUAUUCGCACCACUGUUGUCGACAAUUAUAAUUACGUGAAUGCUGUACAGAAUGGUAAUCGAAAUCAAUCAUAUCAAGAUGGCAGAGAGUCCGUUAAAAGCCCAUUAACAUUGUCUAUGGACUCGGGCAUUUCAAGCAGUGGCAUUGCAAACAGACGUAUUCAAGGAUCAAGUGUUUCACCGUCAAGCUAUCCAAGCCAAAGCCCACAAGAUCGUCACCAAGAACUGGAUGACAUCCUAAGUGAUAUGCUAUUGACUGUUCAAGGCAUACCGGAUAUUGGAAAAACGCAACAAAACCGUGAAGUCAUUCGAAAAACAACGACAACAACGCAAAAUUCGACCGUUCAAAAUCAACAAAGGCCGCAAUUGCAUCUACAAAUACCAAAACAACAACAACCGCCGCUGCCGUUGUCGCAACAACAGCAGCAGCAUCUGCAUUUACAGCCACUGUACGGCAGUACAAAUACGGUGAAACGAUCUCAAUCGUAUACAUCGCAAGACGAAAGCAAUUGCAGUACAAUCUCACGAUCGACCGUACACACAACAGGUCACAUACGAGAUCGUGUUUGUGGAGACUUUUACGAUACGGCAAGCACAACGACCACGAUCACACCAACACCAAGCGAAAGUGGCCGAAUCACACCGUUUCAACAGCAACACCAAUACACACGCAACGACAAUAAACUAACGCAACAAGCGAUCGAACAACGUGAACGCGAACUCAUCAUGGAUUUGCAAAAUCAGUCGUUCGAUUAUUCGCAUCCGUUGCGGACUGGUUCAUCGGCAGCUACAGUCAACGAUUUUAAAUCGAUAAAAGUGAACAAUAGCGGUGUUACAUCGGAAGACGACGAAUCGAUUCCAUAUCACGCACGUGAGGAUUCGAGACCAUUCACGUAUGGUGAUGCCACUGGCGUACAAUUGAGCCCGACAAGUAUACGAAAAGCGACGGGUACAGCCACCGGCACAGGAAUGAUUAAAUUACAAUCGGGCCUAUCGAGCCCAUCGCUUGUACGAAAGCAUCUCGGCUCAAAUGCAACAAAUCCACCGACAACAGCACGAAAGAGCCCAAACAAUGGACGCAACGAUUUCGAAGAAAUGCUUUUGCAACGUCGUGAAAAAAUUCUCAACGAUAAAUAUUCGAUUGGCGAUAAAACACCGAAUGGUAACAGUGUUUCCGAAACAAACAACUUAAAUGCGAGUGCAACAAAUAAAUGGAAUACCAGCAGUAAUACAUUAAAUGGAUAUCAAUAUCAUGAACCAUUAAAACGAUCUAAUACAAUGGACGGUGGUUUUGGACGAGGAAAUACAAGUGGAUACGUUUCAGAUGGAUCGUCUGGUCAAACAUGGCUACAGUUACAACAGCAGAAAUUGCGUGCGAAAAAGGAGUUGCAACACAAGGGCGAUAACGAAUAUUGUGAACGAAAUGUGCACAUUGAUAAUCGAAACCGACCUUUGCGGUCACGUUCAAGUCAGUCAUCACAUCGAUAUGAUGGAUAUUCAAGCGAUACGGGCGCCUUCGAUUCAAGAGCGUUCAUCGAUGAAGUUGAUUAUCGACAACCGUUGCAUGUGCAAACGCCAAAUCGGCCAAAUGAACGCUACCAUACAAUCACAAAAACCACAACAGCGACAAAUGAACGUCCUUUCGUUUCAGUAAAACGAGCUCAUGAACAAUCCAAGGCAAACAAUAACAUCAUUGGGUCACCAUCACCAUCACCACUAUCAAUAUUGAAUGCAUCACCGCACGGUCAUAUUGCACAAGCACAAUCACCAAAUCACAAUCAAAACGGGCUUUUGUCAUUAGCUGAUAACAAUGAAUUAUCCCCUGUGCGUAACGGACAUGCUCGAUUGGAGUCCGACAGUAGUAAUAGUUCACCGUUAUCAUCGUCAAAUACGAGCGGUAGCCCGGCGGUGACGGCAUCGCCAACUGAUAGCCGAACCUGUGAUAACAUCGAUGGAAUGCAUCAAUCAAAUGGCGAAACUCAAAUCACAAAUGGAUUGAGAAGCUAUUGCACAAAAUCGCCAAUCAUCAUCGAAGAAAAUGGCAAUGAUAAAAUCGAUGAUUCGAGUUACCUGGCGCUGGAUCAAUUAUUAGCAUCGUUGGCACUUGAAAAUGAUAUUAUGGAACGGCAUUUAUCGCAAAUCAAUAAUAACGAUACAAAUGACCUGAAAUUUAAGCAUCAAAAUCAAGCGAAUGGAGUAUUUUCGUUUGAUACUAAUACACAUGACCAUUAUGUUAGCAAUGGUAACUAUCAAAUCACCCGAAAACAAAAUGGAUUCGAUGAAAAUCUGAACGAUGUGCUGGCCAAUUUAAUCGAAUUUAGCGAAAAUGAAUCAUUACCACAACAUCAAAAUACCAAUGGUCAUACGAAUUCCUAUGCAAAUGGCCAUCAUUUGGUCAAUGGAUCGAUCAACAACAACCACCACCACCACAAUCAUCAUCAUUUGCCAUCGCAUUUUAAUCAUUUGAAUAACAACAAUUUCAAUAAUAACAAUCACAUCAACAAUAAUUAUGUAACAACAAAUGGCAACGGCAUCAAUAACAAUCAUAUCAAUCGUGUUCACAAUUACCAUGAGCCCAGCAAUAAUGCUAUCAAACGGCUCACAUCCGAAUCCGAAAAUAGUUCAUCCGUUUCACCAAGUUUGUCCGAACGUAGCAAUGGCAUUGUUUCGUGGAGCGAUCAGGUGCGUGAAGAGUCAUUUUCAUCAUAUCGAUCGGAAACGGAGCCGGAAACAUCAUUGGCUGGAUCACCACGACCAGAAACACCGGCCUUUCCAUUAACGCCCCGCACUCCAUACGGCUUAAAUGGCAACAUUAGCCCAGCGUUGCCACCAAAAAGUCCCACUUCAAUUCGACGCUUAAAUAUGAUACACAACAAUGGUUCGACAUGGUCAUUAAGAAGUGGUAGAUCAACAGCAACAUACGAUUGGAGCAAAGAGAUAUAUUCUGGCGGACAGACGCAUCAUAUAAAUCAAAAUGAUGUGUCGUGCUACACAUCACGUCGUAAUUCAACCACAUCGACAGCAAACAGUGAACCACAAGAAAUUGCACCACAUUUAGUGAAAUUCGUACGUGAUUCAUCGAAAUUCUGGUACAAGCCGACUAUUUCGCGCGAAGAAGCGAUUGCACUUUUACGGAAUGCUCAUCCAGGUAGCUUCUUAGUUCGAGAUUCAACAACAUUUGCAAAGGCAUUCGGUUUGGUGUUGAAAGUGUCGCAUCCACCGCCCGGUGUACAAUCAAAAGGAACGGGCGAUGAGUUGGUUCGUCAUUUCUUGGUUGAACCAACCACACGUGGUGUUCGGUUGAAGGGUUGUUCCAAUGAACCCGUAUUUACAUCACUUUCAGCUUUAGUUUAUCAACAUUCAAUCACACCGCUCGCUUUACCAUGUAAACUGAUUAUACCGGACCGUGAUUUACAAAAUGUUGAAUAUCAUUCGCCGGCACAGCAACAGCUUAUGACACAAGGUGCUGCAUGCAAUGUACUUUUCUUAUUCACAUACGAUACCGAAUCGUUAACCGGACCAGAAGCCAUUCGAAAAGCGGUAUCAUUGCUAUACUCACGAAAACCGUUGCCAAAACCGACCGAAGUUCAUUUUAAAGUCACACAACAGGGAAUCACAUUGACUGAUAAUACACGUCAAUUAUUCUUCAGAAAACACUAUCCGGCCAAUAAUAUUUCAUUCUGCGGUUUGGACCCCGAUGACCGACGCUGGAGCAUUCGUGUGACCGGUGAAGUUCCAGUUAGCAAUAAGACGAUUUUUGCAUUCGUGGCACGUCGUUCAACCUCAUCAAAUGACAAUCAAUGCCAUGUAUUCUGUGAAUUGGAACCAAACCAACCGGCAGCUGCAAUUACAGCAUUUGCAAAUAAAGUCAUACCAAGCUACGGUGCACAACCGUAUCUCCAGAAUAUUUGAGGCUAUGCCCACCGGACGCGACGCAAAGUCGAUUUUAUCGACUUGUAAAUAGGAAAUAAACAGAAACAAUUUACCAUAAACAUAGGAAACAUCUUAAGGGAUUACAAAAUCUUAACAAACAAAUAUAAUGUUGAAAACAUUGAAUUUAAAUUAAAAAAAAAAAAACAUUAAAAACUAAUUGUAACUUCCCUAAAAAACUAAAUCACGCAUAUACACACAUGACGCACACAACACAAAUUCUACUAAUUCUGUCUUUUACGACGGGCAGCUAUAAUAUACAGGUGACAAAAAACAAUCAACUAACGCAGCACUCCACGAGACUAAAACACACUUCAUACAUUUAUAUUUUUUUGGGAUCGAAAUUGGUAUUUCCAAUUUAUUUGGAAUGGAAAAACGAAAGGGUCGAGCAAUGUAAGGACAUAUGAAAAUAGAAGAUACCAUUUUGGAAACAAAAUUACAAUAGAUCGUAUCUUUUGAAUGAUUGAUAGGGAAAAUAUCUCAUUCAUGGUAAUGUUAUAUGUAUCGAAGAUGGCGAGUGCUAUAAACAAAAGCCCAUUUUCCCUCUCUCCCUGUGUCUAUCUCUUGUCGAUGAGAAGAAAAUGCGGAUGCGGAAUUUUUUGUUUUGCAUAUUUUGUGUUGUUUGCGUCGUCACCAAAUUGAAAUUUGCUUUGUAAAAUUAAGCGUGUUUUUUUCUAAAUGUUUGUAUGUAAUUUCGUGCGAUGUUAAAUUGUAUACAAGCUGUUGUGUGACAAUCCAACGAAAAUUGUCGACCGAUCGAUAUUUUUUCUUCAACGAUUUUUUCUUUCAUAUGUUUUUGGAAUAUUUCAUUUACGAAUUCUCUUAUGCGAUCAUUGAUCAAUGUGAGCAUCACAUUUUGUUUCGAGAAUCGCUUUCUGAUCGUACAGUUACGAGAAACAAUAAAAAUAAAACAACUAGUCGAAUACAAUUAAAAGAGGAAAUAAAACCUAAAAUCAUCAAAUGGAGCACAUGCACUCUCGCACAUUUACUACAAUUAAACUGUUUCACAACUGAAGAGAAUUGUAACUAAUACUUUACGCACCCUGUUGACGAACAUUGAUGUUUAAAUGUGAAUAAUAAAUUAAUAAAUGGUAACAUCAUAUACAA